Messenger RNA from Rhagoletis pomonella (apple maggot), 666 nucleotides. RefSeq lists its product as uncharacterized. The transcript has a single exon. Gene Ontology annotation, molecular function: nucleic acid binding. Bases 1 to 666 code for a protein of 221 amino acids. The record is from RefSeq and is a predicted model, not a curated record. Lineage: Eukaryota; Metazoa; Arthropoda; Insecta; Diptera; Tephritidae.
AUGUUAGGCAGUAAGCACAUCCAUACUACUGCAUAUCAUCCGCAAUCGAAUGGGUUGAUCGAACGCUGGCACCGAUCUUUCAAAGCAGCAUUGAUGUGUCAUUCAGAAGCAGAUUGGACAGAAUUGCUGCCAACGGUUUUACGUGGGCUUAGGACGUGUUACAAAUUAGACAUUGACGCAUCGGCAGCUGAUCUACACUACGGCGGGUAUAUUCGAUUACCAAAUGAAUUCUAUGACGAUUUGGAUAAACCAAUCAAUCCUCAAGAUUUCGCCAAGAAAUUUCGAGACUACAUGCGAAUGGUACGGCCGGUUCCAACAGCGCAUCACGUCAAGAAGAGUAUGUUCAUUUACAAACAUUUAACAGAUUGCUCGCUUGUUUUGCUAAGAACUGACGCAGUGCGGCAGCCUCUGGAGCCGCCUUAUUUGGGACCGUACGAGGUGGGUGAGCGUUCAAAUGAUAGAGUGUACAUCAUCAACAUAAAUGGAAGAAAGGUUGCGGUCUCAACGGAGCGUCUUAAACCAGCAUUUUUCAUAAAAGACUGCCCUGAAUCGGAGGUUUCGACCACAGUAAAGACAUAUCAGAGGAAUAAAAAAGUAAGAUUCGCUCCCGGUUUGGUCACUGGGAAGGGGGUAGAUGUGGCAACCUCUGGUGCCAUCUAUCCGUGA